AUGCUUGUAAUAAUGGCGGUUAUACGUGAACGGUAUUUGCAAACAUCAACAAAUUAUUUUGUUACAUCACUUGCAGUCGCAGAUUGCUUAGUGGGACUUGUUGUGAUGCCAUUCUCAGCCCUAUAUGAAGUUUUAGAACACACAUGGUUCUUCGGCGUAGACUGGUGUGAUGUUUGGAGAUCUUUAGAUGUUUUAUUUAGUACAGCUUCGAUACUUAAUUUAUGUGUUAUAUCACUAGAUCGAUACUGGGCAAUCACAGAUCCAAUAACAUACCCGAUGCGUAUGAGUGGUCGAAAAGCCGCUUUUCUUAUAGCGGCUGUAUGGGUUUGUUCCGGUGCUAUAUCGUUUCCAGCGAUAGCAUGGUGGCGAGCAGUGCGGUUGGAAGAAGUUCCAGAUUAUAAAUGCCCUUUUACGGAAAACUUAGAAUAUAUAAUAUUUUCAUCAACUAUAUCCUUUUAUCUUCCUUUGUUUGUAAUGGUAUUCACGUAUUAUCGUAUAUAUCGUGCAGCGUCUAUUCAAACACGAUCUCUUAAAAUUGGGACGAAGCAAGUAAUGAGGCCCGGUGGUGAGCUAGAAUUAACUUUAAGAAUUCACCGCGGAGGUACAGUACGUCAGAGAGCAGAUGCAUGUCAUGGGGGUUGUACUCCUGAAGAAGCGGAUCAAGAGCCUUUAACUGCAUUACAAAAUAAUGGUCUAUCACGGUCUUCAACUCGUCUAACAAAUGUUGCACAUACCAAGCAUGUGCCAAAGAAUUUUUCAUUAUCCAAAAAAAUUGCCAAGUUUGCAAAAGAAAAGAAAGCUGCAAAGACUCUAGGUAUUGUCAUGGGCGUAUUUAUAGUGUGUUGGCUGCCCUUCUUUGUAGUGAACUUAUUAUCUGGCAUAUGUUCGUCUUGUAUCACUCAUGAGGAAAUUGUGAACGUAGUUGUAACGUGGCUUGGCUGGGUCAACUCUUCGAUGAACCCUGUAAUUUAUGCAUGCUGGAGUCGUGACUUUAGGAGGGCCUUCCUUAGAAUCUUAUGUACAUGUUGCCCCCGAAAAUUGCGUCGAAAAUACCAACCUCAGCUUCGUUUUAAGCAAUCUCAGUAUCCCCUGUCUACAAUGAUGUAUUCAUCGGUGUCUCAGCACGAAAUGUGUCGAUUGUGA
This is a messenger RNA of Parnassius apollo (apollo), 1143 nucleotides long. Lineage: Eukaryota; Metazoa; Arthropoda; Insecta; Lepidoptera; Papilionidae. The record is from the annotation of a GenBank genome assembly.